Molecule: messenger RNA, 2869 nt
Organism: Rhineura floridana
Lineage: Eukaryota; Metazoa; Chordata; Lepidosauria; Squamata; Rhineuridae
Gene: RAB39A
Product: RAB39A, member RAS oncogene family
Exons: 2
Coding region: 369-1127 (252 amino acids)
Biological process (GO): Rab protein signal transduction
Cellular component (GO): Golgi membrane
Molecular function (GO): GTP binding; GTPase activity
Source: RefSeq, a predicted model, not a curated record
UUCCUCCUCCUCCACGGUCUCAUCCCCACUGAGAGCAAAUUGGAAAAAUACUCCACCCUUCAGAAUCAAAGGAAACAAAGGGGCGCUAGCCGCUUGCCUGGAACCUUUCCCAGCUCUAUCGCGCCACCCCGUACAAAUCUGGUCUCCUCCACUUUUUCGUUUGAGCGGGGCAGGAGGUAAGCGAGCCCAGCCUUAGUAACGCCCCACCCCCGUCCUUUUCCCCUGAGCAGUAGCCUUCCAGGCGGGGAGUACCUCAGCCUCCCACCCCCCGUGGUAUCCUAUUCCCGCCCUGCCCGUCGAGUCCCCUCGCUCUCUUCUGAGGCACCUCCCUCCCUCCGUCCUUGCCUGCCUUUCUUCCUGCUGCGCCAAUGCCUGGGAUAGGGGCUGUAGGAGCUCGGUGCAGGCACCGCCCGAGGAGGCGCCCCAACAAGGCCGAGGCGAGCGACCACCACGCCGCCGCCUCCGGAGAGAGCGCCAUGGACGCGGCCAUCUGGAUCUACCAGUUCCGCUUGAUCGUCCUGGGCGACUCGACAGUAGGCAAGUCCUGCCUCUUGCACCGCUUCACCGAGGGCCGCUUUCCCGGGCCGAUGCACUCGGAUCCCACCGUCGGGGUGGAUUUCUUCUCCCGCUUGGUGGAAAUCGAGCCGGGCAAGAGGGUCAAGCUGCAGCUCUGGGACACGGCGGGCCAGGAGAGAUUCAGAUCAAUCACGCGCUCUUAUUUCCGAAAUUCGGUUGGAGGCUUGCUGGUAUUUGACAUCACUAAUCGGUCUUCUUUUGAACAUGUGUAUGAUUGGCUGGAUGAAGCUAAGAUGCAUGUGCAGCCUUUCCAGAUUGUGUUUAUCUUAGUGGGACACAAAUGCGACUUGGAGACGGAACGCCAGGUUAUGAGAGAGGAAGCAGAGGAACUGGCAUCCGCCUGCGGCAUGAAAUACAUAGAAACAUCAGCCAAAGAUGCCACAAAUGUUGAAGAAUCCUUUGCUGUCCUUACUAAAGACAUAUACGAACUUGUGAAAAAAGGAGAGAUUUCAAUUCAAGAUGGAUGGGAAGGUGUGAAAAGUGGCUUUGUUCCAAAUGUUGUACAUUCCUCAGAGGAGGCUGCCUUACUCGGAGACCAAUGCCCUUGCUAAAUUGUUUGCAUGCCAAAGAACCAUACUAUAUCAGGUGUUUGGAGAAUAAGGCCAGGUUAUAUACAAAAGAUUAUGUUAAUAUGAAGAUGCAUUAGUUCGGGGUAAGUGACAUCUGGCUUCUGAGUUGCUUACAACUCCUGCAAUACUUAAGUGUGGCUCGCCUGCUCCUAUCCUGGGAAUCACAGCUUUUGAUUAAAAAGCAAAGUACAUUUCUAGUAAUUAAACAUGGGAAAGGCAAUGAAAACAGAGGCAGGUUAAAAACGAAAGUCUGAAUUAUUUGUGUUCCAAUUUUGUGAUUUUUUAAAAAAAGUAAUCAAGAUGUUUUUAAAAGCAGUCUCAGGUUUAUUCAGCCUUUGUUGCCAGUCAUUUUUCAGAAUGUUGAAAUUAUUAUUUUUGUCACGAGAAGUGCAGCCUAUCUACCACCCUAUAGUUUUGUAACCACCAUCUGCAUGAAAAUGAUAUGCAAAUUAUGUGAAUUAUCUGCAGCAAAACUUGUGCAGUUCUGCAGUGAUCCUCUGGCUCCUCAUGUAUUUUUCAACGUGGUCCUCAAUGCUAGCCAUGUCAUACACCUACAUGGGAUCAUCAGCUCUGAGAUAUAACAGCCUAUCCAAACCGCAAGAUGAAUGUUGUGUUCUGCUUUUUUGUACCCUUGUGUAAGAGGGAGCCUUAUUUUUCACAGUGAACCAGUUUGAUUGGCCUGGUUAUAAUAUGAUUUCCAACAAAAUUGUGCAGUGGAUUCCCAGCUCUCCCCCUCUCAAGAGAAUCUUUGUACUGCUGACCAAGCCUGGAAGUGGGGGAGUUUCAGAAGUGGAGAAGGAAUGAAGGGCAACUCCCCACACAGUCAUGAGAUCUUCCCCUGUUGUACUAUAUAGCAGUAGAGGGCUGCCAGCUCCAAAGCUGAGUAUUUUAUAACUAUAAAAUCAGAGGCAGGGGGUACAGAGUCCUGGAGAUGGGAAAUACAUACCCCCAAUUUCCUUCCACCAGGAGACUUAUUAUACACUGGCAGAGACUUAAACAAGUCAAUGCACUCUCUGCCCACACCAUUUCCCUUUUUGGUUUCCAAGUGACACAUGAUUCAUUCAGUCUGUUUGACUUCCGGUUUAUUUAGAUUCUCCUCUGCCACUCCUGUCAGGGGACACCAACAUUUUGUAAAAUGGCCAGUUCCUGUUGGAAUGUUUUUGGGUGUUUUUUUAAAAAGUCAUUAUCUUUUAAUUCACAAAUCUGUGAAUUAAACCUAGGGCAUUCACUGAGUACAUAGAAGCCACUCCCUUAUUUUUGAGUAACCCUGUUUCACUUGCAAACCACUGAGUUUAGUGUUACUAGAGGGAAUAAUAUAUGUAUCAGCAAAAAAAAAGCAAAAAAAGUGGCAAGAUAUUUUCUACAGUGUUCUUAUUACCAUUUUUAUUAAGCUUUUUAGACUUCACAUUUUGAAAAGAGGUUAAAAUAAAACUAUGGACUGUGGACUGUGUUCUGAGUAAUCCCUGCUUUGAUUCGCUUGGUCUUAUUUCUGAGAAACAAGAACCUGGUGGAGCAUGUUGACCUGUUUUGUCAUCUUUUGUGAGACUUGACUGCACACACUUGAGUUCUCCUGCCCAUCGAGGCCUCUCUAUUAACUUAAGUGGAGGGAUAGCUUCAUGCAUGUAUAAGGAAGCUGAGACAGACAUAGGUAUGCCCCUGUGUACAUUGUAGCGCAUAUAGCUCUGCAUCAGUGCCAUGCUCAUUUCUAUUGCAAUUCUGUUCAU